Molecule: messenger RNA, 741 nt
Organism: Phycomyces blakesleeanus NRRL 1555(-)
Lineage: Eukaryota; Fungi; Mucoromycota; Mucoromycetes; Mucorales; Phycomycetaceae
Exons: 2
Coding region: 1-741 (246 amino acids)
Source: RefSeq, a predicted model, not a curated record
AUGGAUCAUUAUAAGUUCAGAAGUUACAUGGACAACUCACAGAGAGUUAAAUUCCAGUUUAGUUUUCCUGUCUCUCAUGAGAUAGUCGAUGACGUUAAGGGUGGGUUUAACCCUACUGCUGAUGGAUGGUGUGGUUUUCGGGUCCUUGCCUAUUUGAUCUAUAAAGAUCAAGAAAAGUUCCCUCUUGUGAAAAGAGAUAUGCUUGCUACCCUUCCAAAAUACAGCAGCAUUUACACCAGCACAUUUGGAACCGAUGUUAAGCAAUUAGAAGACAUUAUAAAGCAUGGUUCUGAUCUCUGCAUCACCAACUCCAACUCCAACUCCAACAUCAACCCAGUGUGUUUAGAUGCCAGCAUGUGGUUUAGCAUACCCGACUAUGCUCAACUAGCUGCAGACACCUAUAAGCGACCAGUCUGCAUCUACUCAGAUAACCCCAACACCCCUUCCAUAUCAUUCCUUCCCUUUGCCCUUCCCAAAAACGUAUCAAAACAUCAACAACCUCUGAUUUUCAAUCAUGUUAACAAUAACCACUGGACAACAGUACACCUCUCCCACAAUGUCUCGAGAAAAUGGCCAACCAUUCCUGAGUUAUUCUUUUUGGGUUGUGUCAGAAACCAGAUUCCCAACAACUUUGAUACUUACUGGAACAAGUUUAAAGAGUUCAAUAAGUAUGAUUGUAGAAAUGCGAUGUUCUCUUUUCUUUCCAAUCAAGAGGAACAUGUUGAUCUCACUAUAACAUAA